Cajanus cajan (pigeon pea) is the source of this 1440-nucleotide messenger RNA. RefSeq lists its product as uncharacterized. NCBI's taxonomy places the organism in Eukaryota, Viridiplantae, Streptophyta, Magnoliopsida, Fabales, Fabaceae. The record is from RefSeq and is a predicted model, not a curated record.
AUGAGAGUCUUUUCGACCUCGCUCAAAGGGGCCGCACUCAACUGGUAUACCCAGCUACCUGCCGAAUCCAUCGACAAUUUUGAUACCCUAGUCAUAAGGUUCAUAGCACAAUACGCGACAAGCCGACCUCAUCAUGUCACUUCAGCCGCCCUAGCCAGUCUCAGGCAAAGCGACGACGAACCACUCCGAGCGUUCAUAGAACGAUUCGCCGCCACCUCUAUCAAAAUCAGGAAUCUGAAUCUUGAGGUCGCCCUGCACGCCAUGCUCAUGGCACUCAAGCCUGGGCCCUUCGUCGAUAGCUUAUGUCAGGAAUCUCCCUGCGACAUGGACGAGCUCCGCGCCCGUGCUGCAGGUUACAUCCAGAUGGAGGAACACUCCGCUUUCCGUGAUCAAGUCCGUGGAAAAGGACCAGCAAAGACAGAACAAGGUCACAGAGAUAAAAUUAAAGUCAAUAAUGACAGCCAAUUCAAGAAAUCGACCAGAGAAAAUAAAGGGGGAAGGUACGACUUCUAUACUCCCCUAAACGCACCUCGAGUACACAUCCUCGAGGAAGCCAGCAACAACAACCUGCUCGCCCUGCCACCGCCAGGUCACACUCCCACCAGUGCCAACAAGUCCAAACACUGCCGGUACCACAGGAACCAUGGAGACACCACCGAGGAGUGCCGCACGCUCCGAGACCGUAUUGAGGAACUCAUCCAAGCAGGUCACCUUGGCCAAUAUGUCCAACGACAGCAGGGCCACCGAGGAGGCUAUGGUGGACGAGGACGAGGCAGAGGAUGUGGCUCGGGAGCUCGCACAGACCAACCCUCAGGCUCCCAGCAAAACGCCAGCGGAGCAGUACAGGCCGAGAUAAACCACGAGACAGGAUCAGCUCCCUUACGGGGAAUAAUCAACACAAUCGCAGGAGGCUUCGCCGGAGGAGGCACCAGCAGCUCUACCCGAAAGAGACACCUGCGGAACAUCAACUGUGUCCACUCUACCACCUCAGCCUCGCACCAGAGCUCUCCGCCGAUCUCUUUCUCCGACGACGACUACGCUGGUGUCAGCCCAAAUCAAGACGAUCCCAUGGUCAUCGUCGUGGAAAUAGCCAACUGGGAGGUUCAGAAGACGCUUAUUGACCAAGGAAGUUUGGCUGACGUCUUAUAUUGGCCAACAUUCCUCAAGCUAGACGUCCCCCAAUCUCUUAUGCAACCUCACACGGAACCCCUAGUCGGUUUCGCAGGAGAACGAGUUCACACUCGCGGGUACAUAGACCUAUUGACAACUUUCGGAGUACCUCCAGAUAAGGAGAAUCAUGGUCCAUUCCCAGGGAAGGACGGUAAAAUUAUCACCGUCAAAGCAAAUCAGAAGACAGCUCGGCAAUGUUACGCCGAGAGCCUGAAGAUCUCCUUGUCCAGCAAGCAGAGCAAGAGGGAUUCCCCCACCAUAGCUCCUUAA